GUAGCAUCGCCUGCUGGAGUGGUUGUCACAUUUUCAGUUAAAGUCAUGGAUGGUUACCCCGGAGUCACCGACAGUGAUCCAGCAAAGCUGCAGGAAAGACAUUACUACCUGCUGUCUGAACUGCAAGCUUUAGUCAAGGACUUACCCAGCUCCUUCCAGCAGCGUCUGACCUACAACACCCUGAGUGACUUGGCUUUAGCCCUCAUUGAUGGGACGGUAUAUGAGAUUGUGCAGGGCCUCCUGGAUAUUCAGCAUCUGACAGAAAAAAAUCUCUACAACCAAAGGCAGAAGCUGCACUGUGAACACCAAGCGCUCAAACAAGACAUGGUCCGAAAACACAAGGAGGCAUUACAGUCGUGCAAGUCGCACAACCUGGCGCUUCUCAAGUCGACCCAGCAAACUGAGGUUGAGGCUCUGGAAGUUCGGGUCCGCGAGGAACAAAAGAUGAUGGAUAAGAAGAUUGUAGCAGAAAUGGACCAAAAAGUGAUUGACCAGCAGAACACCUUGGAGAAGGCAGGAGUUCCAGGGUUUUACAUCACCACUAACCCUCAGGAGCUGAUGAUGCAGAUGAACUUGCUUGAACUGAUUCUGAAGCUUCAACAACAGGAUUCCCAAGCUGGACUUCUAUGAGAACUAUCACGGAGGUGCGACUGUGCCAAAAGGGACAUUAUUUUCCAAUGUCUCAGUUACAGAAGACCAAAAAGAGCUGAACAUGUGUCCUUCGGUGACCAACACUGCUCUCACACACCUAAAAGAAAGACUUUGGGCCUGAAGCAAAGCAGGUUUAAAGGCACGUCACAGUUUUGAAGUGAAGUGAUCCCAGUUCUAUGUACUGUAAACGAUGUACUGUAAACUUUCUUCAGGAUGCUUUGCCUCUUAUUUAUUUCUGCGACUUUAAAGCCAGGUAACACUUUUGUUAAACACACGUGUAUCUCUUUUUGCCAUUUUUGAGAAAUAAAUACAAUGUUUAGUUUAGUUAAAAUACUUGUUUUCUACGUUAUGUUCCCUGUGUACAUAAAGUUUGAUCUGUUAGUUCA
Messenger RNA from Fundulus heteroclitus (mummichog), 1037 nucleotides. RefSeq names its product protein DGCR6-like. Bases 46 to 630 code for a protein of 194 amino acids. The transcript is spliced from 5 exons. Lineage: Eukaryota; Metazoa; Chordata; Actinopteri; Cyprinodontiformes; Fundulidae. The record is from RefSeq and is a predicted model, not a curated record.